This is a messenger RNA of Momordica charantia (bitter melon), 1752 nucleotides long. Its product is annotated as Transmembrane amino acid transporter family protein. The record is from RefSeq and is a predicted model, not a curated record. Lineage: Eukaryota; Viridiplantae; Streptophyta; Magnoliopsida; Cucurbitales; Cucurbitaceae.
CAUACUGAUGAAAAUGUGUCCAUCACAGCGUUAUAGCAAAUCUUGGAGAUCCACAAUGAUAUUUGAUCACUGAUCAGUGAACACAAAAAAUGCUCGUCGGGAACAAGUCGAUUUUGAAUAGAUCAGUGAUAAUGCUGUAAUAAUAUAAUACUAUUUAAUUACAUCGUGGCCUUGUCGAAGAUGAUGGGCGUCGUCUCGUUCGGUUGGGCUACUGUCUUAUCCUAGUUGUCUUCAGAGAGAGAGAUGGGAACUGAGGCGCCAACCUCCGGCGGCGACGUAGCUGCGAGAGAGAAAGAGAACGGCGGCGGCGCUCACGUUCUGUCGCCGGCGGAGCUCGACGCCGGAGCUCUGUUUGUGCUUAAAUCCAGAGGAUCAUGGGUACAUUGUGGGUAUCACUUGACAACAUCGAUAGUGGCUCCGGCGCUGCUGAGCCUUCCGUUUGCGCUGAGGGCGUUGGGUUGGGUGGGCGGAAUUAUAAGUCUUAUUUUUGGCGCUUUCGUAACUUUCUAUUCCUACAAUCUUCUGUCUCUCGUUUUGGAGCACCACGCCAUGCUUGGUCGCCGUCUACUUAGGUUUCGAGACAUGGCUACUCAUAUUCUUGGUCCCAGAUGGGGAAAAUACUUUGUUGGCCCAAUUCAAUUUGGAGUAUGCUAUGGUGCUGUUGUUUCUGGAAUUCUUCUCGGUGGCCAAAACCUCAAAUACAUGUAUUUGCUCUCAAAUUCAAAUGGGACAAUGAAACUCCACCAAUUCAUCAUCAUAUUUGGGGUCUUAAUCCUGAUUUUGGCUCAAGUUCCAUCUUUCCACUCUCUAAGGCACAUCAACCUUCUAUCUCUCGUUCUCGCUCUCGCUUAUAGCGCCUGUGUCACAGCUGCUUCUUUACACGUUGGUUAUUCCAAGAAUGCACCUCCAAGAAACUACUCUCUUAAAGGGUCGGAUAUAAGCCAGUUAUUUAGUGCCUUCAAUGGCAUUUCAAUUAUUGCGACUACCUACGCUUGUGGAAUUGUUCCUGAAAUACAGGCAACAAUCGCAGCUCCAGUGAAAGGUAAGAUGUUCAAAGGGCUGUGCCUGUGUUACACAGUGAUAGCCGUCACUUUUUUCAGUGUAGCAAUCUCUGGAUAUUGGGCCUUUGGAAAUGAGGCCAUGGGAACUGUUCUUUCAAACUUCAUGGGAUUGGGCGCCAAUAAGCCUCUGCUUCCCUCUUGGUUUCUCACCAUCACCAAUGCCUUCUGCCUCUUGCAAGUCUCCGCUGUCACCGGCGUUUACUUGCAACCAACGAACGAAGCAUUCGAGAAGAAAUUUGCCGAUCCAAACAAAAGCCAAUUUUCAAUCCGCAACGUCGUGCCGAGGUUGAUAACGCGGUCGCUGUCGGUGGUGAUUGCGACGAUUUUUGCAGCGAUGGUACCUUUCUUUGGGGAUCUAAUGGCACUAAUUGGAGCAUUUGGUUUCAUUCCUCUCGACUUCAUCAUGCCUAUGAUUUUCUACAAUGUGACUUUCAAGCCUUCAAAGGGUGGCCUUGUGUUCUGGCUAAACACUUUGAUUGUUGCAGUUUCUUCGGUGCUGGCAGCAAUGGGAGGUAUCGCUUCCAUCCGACAAAUCAUUUUGGAUGCCAAAACUUAUCGUUUAUUUGCUAAUAUGUGAACUAAAUAUUGAUAGUGGCUGCUUUUUUUUUUACCCGAAGAUAGCUAUUGUCAGACAGAGGAUCUGAAUCAGAAUGAAUCUGGAUCAUUGGAAUGGUAAUAGAUAUUUUAUUCA